Messenger RNA from Carcharodon carcharias (great white shark), 1002 nucleotides. RefSeq names its product testis-expressed protein 26-like. NCBI's taxonomy places the organism in Eukaryota, Metazoa, Chordata, Chondrichthyes, Lamniformes, Lamnidae. The transcript is spliced from 8 exons. Gene Ontology annotation, cellular component: cytoplasm. The record is from RefSeq and is a predicted model, not a curated record. Bases 1 to 1002 code for a protein of 333 amino acids.
AUGGCUACGGCUGAGCACAAAGCAAAGCGUCCACAUCUUCCCAGGCCUUCACGAUGCUGUUGUGAAGUAAAGAAUGAUCACAGAAAAGCAAAGAAAAACAAAGAGCCAGCCAUUCCUCAGAAGGUAACUAAGGUUAAAGAGUCUAAAAAGUAUGGAAAAAGAAAAGCAGACCUCAAAACAAGUGCACCUAAUUUUUGCCCAGGGACGUCUCCAGCCUUCGAUCCAUAUCAAACUACGUCCAAGCGCGAAUUUAUUUAUCGACCAGGUUCUGUGCCCGAACGUAUUCGUCCUGGGUCAUCAAAUGGGUAUACUUUCCCAUUUCAGCUCCACGAGCCGAUUGGCGACACUUCUUACACAAAUGACUAUCCCUGGAUAGAUUGUUCCAACCAACAGCCCAUGCGAAGUGGAACGUCUCCAGGAUGCAGGGGAAAUGCUAUUCAGCAAUGCAAAUGUUGGCUGCUGUGGAAACUACUCAUGAAGGAUCCAGAGGCCUACCAUAGAGUCAAGGCAUGUUUCCUGAAAUCAAUGUCUUCUGAAGAUAUGGGUAAAGUAAGAGCAUGCCAGUUUGAUACAAUAUAUCGGCAAGAUUACCUGGGGAUACAGCAAGAGUCCAUGAAAUGUCCCCCUUGUCUGCCCAAUAUAUACAGACCAGAUCAGCCAAGUUGUUCUCUCACAAAUAACCAAUAUCAUGAUCGAAAACGAAUUCAAAAACCUGAUCUCGCUGUGUGCACCAGUCGAUAUGGCAGUAAUAAACGCGGGGACAUUACGGCAAAAGGAAUAGUGCCCAGUGUGACUCAAGCACACAUCAGAAACCAGGAAAAUAAGAAACAGCUGACAACGUAUGACAGAGAGUACGGAAACUUUAAUAUGGAAUUUGCCAAAAUAUUGAAGUCCCUGGAACCUAAAGCAAUCCAAAGCUACCUGUCAUCACUUUCAAUUAAAGACCAGGAAGUGGUGUUGCAAUUUUUAGAUAAUAUGGCUUCAGGAAGUGAAACAAACUGA